This is a messenger RNA of Acaulospora morrowiae, 418 nucleotides long. Lineage: Eukaryota; Fungi; Glomeromycota; Glomeromycetes; Diversisporales; Acaulosporaceae. The record is from the annotation of a GenBank genome assembly.
UUAAUGCCUAAGGAUUUUCAAGUUUGCAUAACAUCUUACGAGAUGUGCUUAAUUGAAAAGGCAGCGCUUAAAAAGUUCGCUUUCCAAUACAUAAUUAUUGAUGAGGCUCAUCGUAUAAAGAAUGAAAAUUCGAUGCUAUCACAGAUUGUCCGAGUCUUCAAAUCGCGAAAUCGAUUGUUGAUUACGGGCACACCGCUUCAAAAUAACCUUCAUGAAUUAUGGGCUUUAUUAAAUUUCCUUUUACCAGAUGUAUUUAGUUCAGCGGAGGAUUUUGAUUCGUGGUUUAGCUCUCAGGGUGGAGAUCAGGAUAGUGUCAUUCAACAGUUGCAUAAGGUUUUGCGACCUUUCCUUCUCAGGAGAAUAAAAUCUGACGUGGAAAAGUCAUUGCUGCCUAAGAAGGAGAUUAACUUGUAUGUUG